This is a messenger RNA of Sparassis crispa, 591 nucleotides long. RefSeq lists its product as hypothetical. The coding region runs from base 1 to 591 and encodes 196 amino acids. The record is from RefSeq and is a predicted model, not a curated record. The transcript is spliced from 2 exons. NCBI's taxonomy places the organism in Eukaryota, Fungi, Basidiomycota, Agaricomycetes, Polyporales, Sparassidaceae.
AUGUGGCAACACCCCCCUCGCUAUGAAAAUUCAUAUUACGGUCCCAUUGAUGGUAUCCUUAAUUGUAUUUUUCCCCCUUCCCAACGUUUCCUUGUGAAACCUCAGGCCAUCCUUCGCCCAUCUCGUCCCGUUGUAUCAUCAACUCACCUUCCACCUGGUGCACCACAACAUCCUGAUGUGUCUCGGUCAUCACGGCGUCUUGCGACUGUGCCGCCCGUUCGGCGUCCCCCGCAUGAUGCCCCUAGUCACUCACCCAACUCUUCUGUUGAUUCCACGGGUGACCCGAUGCUGUCACGUGCGUCGGGUGGUUGGGAAGAGGAUCUUUUCAAGCCAGACUUCAUCGUUGUGAAAGGCACGGCGGCGUUGGAUCGCGAUGUGAUCCUUGCCCUGGUGGAAGUCAAGGUCAAUGCUCAGGAGGAGUAUACCGAUGAAUUCGUAGCGUACUUGUGCAUGGGCCAAGUCACGCGUGUCUGGGAGACCCGUGUACAGGGGAAUAAUCGCAGUCAGGUUAUGAGCAGUCGCCACAUAGUCACUGGGGACAUGCCAUUUUGCAAUCUGCUCCACCCGCUUCGCCAGAAUUAUUGGGCCUAA